AUGCAUGAGGGCGACUCGAGAGUAACAGAGAUACGCUGGGUCUAUAGCGUCCCAAUUGCCGCCGCAAUCAUCAGCACCGGAUUGCGACUGUACUCAAAGCACCUUGGCAAGAUUGGCAUACACCUAGACGACUACUUCAUCAUCAUUGCAACAAUAUGUCUAAUUGGGCAAUGUGCAAGUGGCCUAGGAUUUGGCCCUCCUCAUGGUAUGGGUAGACACGUUGUCUACGUAUCUGAAUUCGACAAGACGAUGGUUCGGAAAGGCGACUUCAUCUUCAGCCAUUUCUACGACCUUGCACUUGUAUCAGUAAAACUCGGUAUCCUUGCCUUCUACUGGAGAAUUUUUAUCUACCCCGUGUUCCGCAAGAUUGUCCUCGUAACCGUCGCCUUCGUAAUUGCAUGGGGGAUUGGCAUCACGGUCACACUGUUCCUUGUGUGUCGGCCACUCAAUGCCUAUUGGGAGCAUACCGUGAAUGGUACUUGCUUGGCUAUUGUCACGUUCACUUACUUUACAAACCUCUCAAAUUUGGUUAGCGAUAUAUGGAUUUUCUUGAUGCCUGUUCCCAUGAUAUGGCACCUACAGCUACAGACAAAGAAGAAAUUACUUCUGUGUCUGAUUUUCUGUGUUGGUCUUGCGACUUGCGUUGUCUCUUCUCUUCGUCUCACCGUCAUUCUUGGUCAUAACAACCCCGAUUUCACCUGGUACUAUGUACCACUCGGCGCAUACUCCGUCUUUGAGCCUUUAGGCGGCAUCCUCUGUACCAAUCUCCCCAUUAUCUGGCACAUGAUGCGUAAGCGCAAAAGCAACCUCCCUCGUAACACCUCUGGGCCGGAAGUAUCACCUUCCGAAGGCCACACAACCACCAUUGGCUCAACAUCGUACCGAAACCGGCGCGCGCUUGCACUGAGCCUCACGAGACACGACCGAACACAGAAUAGCAGCUGCAUACAGACGAAUCUGGAAAAUGGAGCUGCAGCACAUGGCGGUUGGGAGCAGCUGGAGAGCAUGGAGCUUAUUGCGAAGCCAAAUUCAAAGAUCUGGGCUACGAUCGAGAGGAUCGAUGAUGAAGCCGAUGGUCCUUCGGGGCCGCUGCCACCGGGCAUGAGGAAGGCAACUUGGAGUGUGCGACGAUAG
Molecule: messenger RNA, 1134 nt
Organism: Ascochyta rabiei
Lineage: Eukaryota; Fungi; Ascomycota; Dothideomycetes; Pleosporales; Didymellaceae
Exons: 4
Coding region: 1-1134 (377 amino acids)
Source: RefSeq, a predicted model, not a curated record